AUGGAAUGGUCGCUGUUCGAAGACCUUCUUUGUUUCUUGCAGAAAGAAGAGCUUGUGUUGAAGGCUUUGCGUGCCACGAAUUUGAAAGCAUGCUUGCGGACAGGGACAGGCACCAAAGGAUACGAAGCAAAUGCAGAGCGAGCCAAGCAUUAUAGAAUUUACAAUAAGAUUGAGAAGUCAGUAACGGCUGACCAAAAAGCUACUCUAAUGGAUUGGGAACGAAGGCUUUGCAGUGAGGCGGAGGACAUUGAUUUUGCGCGGUUGCUUGCCAUAUUUGCAAGCCGUGAGAAGCAAAUGAGAAAACCGAGCCCCGAAGCAUGCUUCAACAGCAACCUGAGCAAUACAGACAAGGACUUAAAGUUUUGCCGAAAUUUCUUCAAACGCAAAAAAACAAGUAUGACAGAUGAACAGCAAAAGGUUGUGGAUGAAUGGGAGGAGAAGAUUUGUGGCGAUGGUGCGGGGUUAUGUCCUGCCAUCGAGGCAGAUUUUGCACGUUUUCUAACUGUACUUGAAAACCGUGAAGAUGACUUGCGACAAAUGCAAAAAACAAGUCUCGAAGCAUGUUUCAACAGCAGCCUGAGCAAUACAGACAAGGACUUAAAGUUUUGCCGAAAUUUCUUCAAGCGCAAAAAGACAAGUAUGACAGAUGAACAGCAAAAGGUUGUGGAUGAAUGGGAGGAGAUCAUUUGUGCCGAUGGUGCGGGGUUAUGUCCUACCAUCGAGGCAGAUUUCGCACGUUUGCUUACUAUACUUGAAAACCGUCAAGAUGACUUGCGACAAAUGCAAAAAACAAGUCUCGAAGCAUGUUUCAACAGCAGCCUGAGCAAUACAGACAAGGACUUAAAGUUUUGCCAAAAUUUCUUCAAGCGCAAAAAAGCAAGUAUGACAGAUGAACAGCAAAAGGUUGUGGAUGAAUGGGAGGAGAUCAUUUGUGCCGAUGGGUUUGCAGAUUUCGCACUCUUGCUUACUAUACUUGAAAACCGUCAAGAGUACUUGCGAAAAAUCCGAAAAGCAAGUCUCGAAGCAUGUUUCAACAUUAGCCUGAGCAAUAGAGACAAGGACUUAAAGUUUUGCCAAAAUUUCUUCAAGCGCAAAAAAGCAAGUAUGACAGAUGAACAGCAAAAGGUUGUGGAUGAAUGGGAGGAGAUCAUUUGUGCCGAUGGUGCGGGGUUAUGUCCUGCCAUCGAUGCAGAUUUCGCACGUUUGCUUACCAUACUGGAAACUCGUGAAGAUGACUUGCGACAAAUGCGAAAAACAAGUCUCGAAGCAUGUUUCGGGACACGUGUCAGCAAUGCAGACAGUGAUCUUGGUUUUGGACGGAACUUUUUCCGUCGGCAGAAAGAUAUGUUGACGGAUGAGCAGCGCAAGGUUCUUGAGGACUGGUCUUCCAAGAUUUGUUCCCAUGAGCAUGUUGAUGACGGUUUUCGGCGCUUCCUUGCAACUUUGCAUGCUCGAGCACAGGAGCUGUUUGCCUUGCGCAAAUGUGACCUGAAAGGCAUCUUUUCGUCCCAUAUUUGCAAAAAAGAUUCGGAGUUGAAAUUUUGUCAAAACUUUUGGCGGCGCAGUGCAGAAAAAUUGAGUGCCGAGCAAAAGGAACAAGUGGAGGAUUUGAAAGCAGGAAUUCUUUGGCCUCAUGCGCAAGACGAUCGUGCGGCGUUGCGGCCCGCGGUUGUGAGGAUGUUGGACAAAUUUGAAAACAUACUUGCACGCAGAGGCGCAGAUUUUCGCGGCUUUGGGGCUGCAAGUGUUUAUGGUCUGUUUACCGGGCACGCGAAGAAAUCUGAUUCUGAGGGCAGGGCUUCCGUGCUGCAGCACAACCUGCCAGCGCCCGAAGCAGAGCUGGUGCGGCCGCCGCCCAUUCCGCCGCGACCCAUGCGGCAGCCAGGUGUCUCCAGUGCUGCCUUGCGUUUGCCGAAAAUGCCCAUCAUCCUGCAGCCUGAAGAUGAAGUUGACUUGCCUGAAACUCACAGCAAGAGCAGUGCCAUCAGCGUCUUCACGUCGCGGCAACUCCCAUCCUGGUUGACGUCCAAGGGACGCGGAGCUCAAUCGAAACUUGACUUGGACCUUGAGCUGGACUCGGACGAAAUCUCGGAGUUGGAGAAGAACCAUGUCAACCUCAAGCGACGUAGGACUGUGCAGCCGUGGUUGGAGUCUGUGGAUUGGAUCGAAGACGUGUCCUACCGAGCGGCUUUGAGGAAUUUACAGAAGCAGUUCUACCGAGGCAAGACUCAAGAGGAAGAGGCUUGGGGAUUUCCGCAAGCGGUUCAACAUCACCGCCAUGAACGGAAGAAAAUCACCAACCCCAGCGCGUUGGAUCGAGUGGCUGAGAGGAACUUGAGCAAAAAGAUGCACGGCUUUAAGCUCCAGGAGCCUCCCGAUGUGGCGUCAAUGGCGUCCCAUCAAUGGCCCGCCAGCCGACCCUGCAAGAGCUUGGGCCGCGGCCGGCCGCGCUCCAAGGCGGAGAAAACAAUGGAAUGCAUUGUGGCGAAUCGGGGUGUGCAUUUUCGUGGCUUACCUGAUCGUUUGCUGUACCAAGAGCCCUCUGUCGCGACAUCUGGAACUGAAGUCACAGAGGUACCGGAGGGCUGCCUGGGCGACUUUCAGGGCGCCAGCGCGCUGCGGCGCUUCCGGCGCAAGAUGCUGGAGCGCUUCGCUGGGGCGGAGGAGGCG
Cladocopium goreaui is the source of this 2670-nucleotide messenger RNA. The record is from the annotation of a GenBank genome assembly. NCBI's taxonomy places the organism in Eukaryota, Dinophyceae, Suessiales, Symbiodiniaceae.